AGUUGCGACAGGAAAAAUUCUUCCCAAAAUAUGUUCCCACAGUUUGGGGCGACGGCGGAAUCUUUGAGUAAAGCGUCCACGUUGGUGUUCCGGAUCGGUACAGACGCCCAUCUCUACGACGAUCCCGAAGAUGUCAGUAUUGCUCCCCUACUCGACAGCAAGUUCGAUUCUGAGAAAUGCGAAGCUCUUAAGCGAUUGCUUGCCCUCAUCGCCCAGGGCUUCGAUGUCGCCAACUUCUUCCCUCACGUUGUUAAAAUGUUGCAUCUCAAUCUUUGAAGUGAAGAAGCUGGUCUACUUGUACCUCCUGCAUUAUGCUGAAAAGCGUCCAAAUGAAGCAUUGCUAUCAAUUAAUUGUUUCCAGAAGGACCUCGGUGACCCAAACCCACUGGUGAGGGCAUGGGCACUUCGUGCCAUGGCUGGUAUAAGGCUUCAUGUAAUUGCACCUCUUGUUCUUGUUGCUGUGGGGAAGUGUGCAAGAGAUCCUUCUGUUUUUGUUAGAAAAUGUGCUGCAAAUGCUCUUCCUAAGCUUCAUGAUUUGCGGCUAGAGGAACAUACUUCUGCAAUUGAAGAG
Neltuma alba is the source of this 571-nucleotide messenger RNA. RefSeq names its product AP-3 complex subunit beta-2. The transcript is spliced from 3 exons. The annotation marks the transcript as partial. Gene Ontology annotation, biological process: intracellular protein transport; vesicle-mediated transport. Gene Ontology annotation, cellular component: membrane coat. NCBI's taxonomy places the organism in Eukaryota, Viridiplantae, Streptophyta, Magnoliopsida, Fabales, Fabaceae. The record is from RefSeq and is a predicted model, not a curated record.